Molecule: messenger RNA, 1401 nt
Organism: Eimeria acervulina
Lineage: Eukaryota; Apicomplexa; Conoidasida; Eucoccidiorida; Eimeriidae
Product: aldehyde dehydrogenase, putative
Exons: 11
Coding region: 1-1401 (466 amino acids)
Molecular function (GO): oxidoreductase activity, acting on the aldehyde or oxo group of donors, NAD or NADP as acceptor
Source: RefSeq, a predicted model, not a curated record
AUGGGGCGUGCAGUGAGGGCAGCAGAUAACGAGCGUAUGAUACGUACAGCAGAGAGCGGCGGUGUGCUCCCCGUGAGUCCAACCUACGAAACCCGUCUGUUCAUCGACGGGGAGUUCCGCGAAGCCAACGGCAAACGCACGUGGAAACUGAUAAACCCAGCGACAGAAGAAGAAAUCUGUGAGAUCAGAGAAGCGAGCGAAAAAGAUGUAGAAGCUGCAGUGCAAGCAGCACACAAAGCCUUUGCUUCCUGGUCUUUAAAUAUAGGAGCACGAAGACGCGGGGAGUUGUUGAUGAAGUUGGCGAAUCUGCUCCAAGAAGAAAAAGAAAAUAUCGCUCAUAUCGAAUGCAUUAAUGUCGGUAAACCCAUUCAAUACGCCAGAGGAGACAUGGAUGCAUGCAUAGCAAAUCUAAAAUAUUAUAGCGGAUGGGCUGAUAAAAUAACAGGAGGCUCCUACAUCCCCGUCUUAGAGAGUGAAAAGAUAUCAUGUCAUACAAGACGAGAACCUGUUGGUGUUGUUGCUGCAAUCGUCCCUUGGAACUUCCCUUUAAUGCUCACUGUUAUGAAAGCAGCAGCUGCGUUAGCAUGCGGUUGCACAGUCGUUGUGAAAACCAGCGAAAAAUCGCCUCUCUCAGCCCUCGCACUCUGCAAACUCGUUCAAAAGGCUGGCUUCCCUGCAGGAGUAUUUAAUGUAUUAAAUGGGUUUGGAGAGAGCGUAGGAGCUCAUUUAAUUCGUCAGCCGCUUGUUCAAAAAGUUUCUUUUACAGGCUCAUCUUCUGUAGGCUGUCUCGUAGCACAAGAAUGCGCUGCAACAGUUAAAAGAGUUACACUCGAAUUAGGAGGUAAAAGCCCUCUUAUUAUUCUUAAAGAUGCAGAUAUACAAAAAGCUGCAGAAGCAACUUGGAAAGGCCUCUUUCACAACUCCGGGCAGUGCUGUGUGGCAUGCAGCCGGAUACUUGUACAAUGCGAUGUGUACAACGAGUUUGUGGAGAAGCUGAAGGAAACCGUGUCGAAGAAAGCUAAGCUUUCAAACCCUCUAGAGACCUGCUGUACACAGGGGCCUAUUGUAGACAGCAAACAAUUAGCUAGAGUUAUUUCUUACAUUGAAGAAGGGAAGAAAGAAGGUGCUAAAUGCGUUCUUGGGGGCGUCAAGAAAGAAGGAAAAUUCAACGCGCAAACGAUACGCAGUAUGGGCUCGGAGCCGGCGUCUUCACCUCCAGCAUUCCUCUUGCAGAUCACUUCAUUGCAUGCGGGGACUGUCUGGGUUAAUACAUAUUUAAGCGGAGAUGUUGGGAUACCUUUUGGUGGAUAUAAAGCCAGCGGAUAUGGAAGAGAAGGAGGCGAAGAGGGUUUGCUGCCGUACCUAGAGACAAAGACAGUCGUUAUGAGCAUUGAACUCUAA